UACCGAGUCUGGCAUGUGCUUACACAAGUUUCUUACAAUGGCUUCCAAUGUCUUCUUCACUUCAAGUGAUCGCUCUAGGCAUCUUAAGGUAUGCUUGCAGUUUACUUAGAAAAGACAUGAAAAAGAUAGUGAUCACUCUUGAUUCCUUAUAUAUCCUAUACUUGCAAAAACAAGGGGACAAGCAGGCUCUAGCAAAGAGAAAACAAGUAGAAGGGAUUCAAAUUGGCAUAUCUGAUGAUGAGUUAUCUAAACAGGUCCAAGGAAAACUAGUACACCUGAGAGAGAGAUUGAAGCAAAGGGAGUUAUGAAAUGUAAAUGCUUCUAAACAUACAUUCUUAGACCCUUUAAAUUGUAUUUGAUUUCUUGGUGAACUGGGAAGGGAAUUUAAGUAGUGAGAAUUGCCAAUAAUUUUUAAUUUUUUUCCUUAUUGGGUUUCCAUUUAUUUAUAAAAUUAGUAGAGGAGAAUUUGUGUAGCAGUGACAUAGAUUAACUAUGUAAAAAUUGAGUAUUUGUUGUACCGAAAACAGUCAUUGUAUUUGUUAAUGAUAGAAAGAAAGAAAGAAAGAAAGAAAUACA
Molecule: messenger RNA, 576 nt
Organism: Vigna unguiculata (cowpea)
Lineage: Eukaryota; Viridiplantae; Streptophyta; Magnoliopsida; Fabales; Fabaceae
Product: putative disease resistance RPP13-like protein 1
Molecular function (GO): ADP binding
Source: RefSeq, a predicted model, not a curated record